AUGCUCACCUCCCACGGCCUGCUGGCAAAUUGCCUUAUAAGCACCGCCUUUGCGCUGUUGGCAGCCAGCUCUCCGGUUGAACUAGCGAGGAGGGCCCCUGCCAUCGCCGCAACUACCGAUACACUCCAUCUCCAGCGCCAUGUACGUCACGGAUCACACGCAACGUCUCGCAUUGGCUUCAAGAGUCUCGAGGGUAUUGUAGAUUACAAGUCACAAGACCGCAAACCUGUCGUGGCAGAUCUCAAUGGCAAUACCGACUUCGUCACGACAGCAACAUUGGCUGCUAGACAGAACGGGAACGAGCCUAUUGCCGAAGGUGUUGGUCCCGCCAUAAACGCACACAGUCAGGUUGAAUACAUUACUCCUGUAUCUUCCAAUGGUGAUACCUACAGUCUGAUUAUUGACACUGGAAGUAGCGACACAUGGUUUGUGCGGGAAGGGUUCCACUGUCUCGACUAUCGGCAACAACCAGCACCAUAUGAGGCAUGCCAGUUUGGCCCUGCCUGGCAGGGAGACUUCCCUGGCGGCAAGAUACCAAACAAGCAGUUCCAAAUCCGCUACGGAUCCUCCAAUGGUCCUUUUCUGACUGGUGAAAUGGGCUAUGCUGAGCAAGUCUUCCUCAUUACCGUCGCCAACAUCACCGUGGAAACACAGGAGAUUGCCCACGCGACUUAUGGCAUGUGGUUCGGUGAUGGCCUCACAAGCGGCAUCCUUGGCCUCGGGCUUCGAGGACUCACUGGGUUGUCUUCAGAAGAGACUUAUGACCCUAUAGCUAUCUCCAUCAGCAAGCAGACCAGAGAGCCAAUAUUCAGUCUUGCAUUACAUCGCGACGAGUCCGAGUCCUUCAUGGCCUUUGGAGGAGUUCCGCCACAGGUCAAAACCAUCGGACCUUGGGCAACGACCCCAAUUCAGAAACUUCAGCGUUCUGGUGGAGGAGAACCGGACUAUUAUUUCUACACCGUAGUCCUGGACCAGAUUCUCAUGAACAACACUCGACAGAGCCUCCGUGCAGAUAACCUGCCGGGAUUCAUCGUUGAUAGUGGGACUACGUUGAACUACUUUCCCUUCGAAAUCGCCGCCGCCGUCAACGACCUAUUCGAUCCUCCUGCCAUACUAGACAGUAGCCAGGGGGCUUGGUUUGUGCCUUGCACCGGAACCACAGCGCCUUCGCUCGGCAUCACGCUGGGCGGGACGACGCUCUGGACUGACCCCAGCAGUAUGAUUCUGCCCGAGGUCAAAAAUGAUCAGGGCCUGUGUGCAACUGGAAUCUCAGCGACUGAUGCUUUCCCAUACAUUCUCGGAGAUACCUUCAUGCAGAACAUUGUCACCGUGUUUGACUUGAGCGACAGGAUGGAGAUCAGGUACGCGCAGAGAGACUUUUCUUGA
Molecule: messenger RNA, 1386 nt
Organism: Pyricularia grisea
Lineage: Eukaryota; Fungi; Ascomycota; Sordariomycetes; Magnaporthales; Pyriculariaceae
Exons: 4
Coding region: 1-1386 (461 amino acids)
Biological process (GO): proteolysis
Cellular component (GO): fungal-type vacuole
Molecular function (GO): aspartic-type endopeptidase activity
Source: RefSeq, a predicted model, not a curated record